This is a messenger RNA of Notothenia coriiceps (black rockcod), 904 nucleotides long. Its product is annotated as GPI inositol-deacylase-like. Gene Ontology annotation, molecular function: phosphatidylinositol deacylase activity. The transcript has 2 exons. The record is from RefSeq and is a predicted model, not a curated record. Bases 108 to 410 code for a protein of 100 amino acids. Gene Ontology annotation, biological process: endoplasmic reticulum to Golgi vesicle-mediated transport; GPI anchor metabolic process. Lineage: Eukaryota; Metazoa; Chordata; Actinopteri; Perciformes; Nototheniidae. Gene Ontology annotation, cellular component: endoplasmic reticulum.
GGGUCUGACAGCCUGUGGUGUUACGGCGAGGAGGAGUCCACAGAAUGGAAAUGAAAAAUGGAGGUGAAACACCUGUAGUACCUGAAACCCAGAGGCACAACUGAACCAUGAAACUCGCCACUGUGGCCUUUUACGGGUUUGCUCUGGGGCUUCUGGCGGUCGGCCUGCGAGAGUUGCUGACUGGCUUCGAGGAGAACAGAUGCAGCAUGACCUACAUGUUUGAAUACCCGGAGUACCGGCGUGUGUCUCUGCCUCGCCGCGUGGCCAGACUGUACCCAGCGUACGGCCUCUACCUGUACGGAGAGGGUGUGUACGCCCAGGAGACCCGAGCGCUCAAGCUCACCGGGGCCCCUGUGCUCUUCUUGCCUGGAAAUGCAGGCAGCUACAAACAAGGUAAGUGCAGGAAAUAAAUGAGCGGUCAACGAGAGUGAGAAAAAAAAAGGCAAGGGUUUUGGCUUUGGAGAGCAAAGGCUUUCAGAUGCAGAAGAAGGAGGUCAGUGGCUGAGGCUGUUGGAGGACCUGAGCAUAGCUUCAUGCUUCAUGUCGAUGUAACUCACACAAGCUUUUCCUUUGGUUAAGACGGUGGAUUUUACAGUUAUGCAGCCCAGGUGGGUGGGUUUUGGAAUCUCUGCAUCCUAAACAACUGGCUUUUACACUAAAUCACCCAAAAGUGUGUUGUGUUUUCUUUUUGUUUUGAUAAGGUUCUUUUAUAAUUUUAAAGCAGUAUAGAUAACCUUUCCACCUUGGUGUUUCCUAAAAGAGUUGUUGGAUUAUUGUUGUGUUUUUCUCAGAGCACAGGACACUGCAUUUGUUUCCUAAAUAACUGCGCAACAGAGACUUUGAUAACAUGCUUACUGUCAUUAUUCUCCAGCCAUUACUUUGUGCAUCAGAAUUCAAUUCACGA